AUGAGAAAAGUGGAUAAACAUCAGAAGUAUCUUGGCAUUCCUACAAUUUAUAAGAGAUCUAAGAAAAUGUUGUUUCGUGGUUUACUUGAUCGUAUGUGGAAAAAGUUGAGGGGCUGGAAGGAAAAACUAUUGUCACGUGCAGGGAAAGAAGUUUUCAUAAAAGCUGUUAUUCAAGCCAUUCCUACGUACCUUAUGGGAGUCUACAAAUUUUCUGUUGUCAUCAUUCAGGAGUUUAAAUCUGCCAUGGCUCGUUUCUGGUGGGGUGGUAGUUGGGAUGAACGGAAAAUGCACUUGUUGAGUUGGGAUAAAUUGUGCAAACCCAAGUGCCUAAGGGGCUUGGGUUUCAAAGAUCUGGAGGUCUUUAAUGAUGCUAUCCUGGGGAGACAAGUGUGGCGACUAGUUCAGGUCUUGUGUGCAAAAUACUAUCCCCAUGGGAACGUUUUGGAAGCAAGAUUGGGGCUCUCGAAUAGCUUUUCCUGGAGAAGUAUUUGGAGUGCGAAAAGCUUGGUGAAGGAGGGUAUAAUGUGUAGAGUGGGGAAUGGGUAG
This is a messenger RNA of Beta vulgaris subsp. vulgaris (sugar beet), 546 nucleotides long. RefSeq lists its product as uncharacterized. The record is from RefSeq and is a predicted model, not a curated record. The transcript has a single exon. Lineage: Eukaryota; Viridiplantae; Streptophyta; Magnoliopsida; Caryophyllales; Amaranthaceae. The coding region runs from base 1 to 546 and encodes 181 amino acids.